AUGGAAAGUGCUCUGUGUGCGUGUGUGCGCGCACCUGUGUGUGUCAGUGUGGUUAAGAUGCUUUUUGCAUGUUUUGCACUACUGAUAUUUGUUCAGUAUCCCUUUGGACUGGAUGCCUCUUAUCUAGAAUUUACACUGGCAUGUACCGCAGUUGAUGCUGGAUAUGUGAAUGUUUCCAGAUUUCUCAGGCUUUUGUGUAAUGAUG
Molecule: messenger RNA, 205 nt
Organism: Ilex paraguariensis (yerba mate)
Lineage: Eukaryota; Viridiplantae; Streptophyta; Magnoliopsida; Aquifoliales; Aquifoliaceae
Source: the annotation of a GenBank genome assembly